Sinocyclocheilus grahami is the source of this 473-nucleotide messenger RNA. RefSeq names its product carboxylesterase 5A-like. Gene Ontology annotation, cellular component: plasma membrane. The annotation marks the transcript as partial. Gene Ontology annotation, molecular function: acetylcholinesterase activity. The transcript is spliced from 5 exons. NCBI's taxonomy places the organism in Eukaryota, Metazoa, Chordata, Actinopteri, Cypriniformes, Cyprinidae. The record is from RefSeq and is a predicted model, not a curated record. Gene Ontology annotation, biological process: choline metabolic process; acetylcholine catabolic process.
GAGAGUGGAUAUAUGCUGCCUAGUUUCUUUUCACCAAAAGGAUGGACAGAUGGGAUGGACAUGGAGCAGAUCUUGCCAUUGUUGACCAUGUUUAACCCUACCCUUCAAGAUCAGUCAAUUGUUGAGCUUGUUUUAAAUGAGUAUCUAGGCACAUCCCCUGACAGGACCAAAAUCCGAGAUGGUUUUCGAGAGAUGUUAGGAGACUUUAUUUUCAACAUCCCAGCUCGCAAGGUAGCGAAUUACCACAGAGAUGCCGGUGCACCAGUAUACAUGUACGAAUUCCAGCAUCCUCCCAGUCUACUUCAAAAGAAACGACCUAGUUUUGUUGGAUGUGACCAUGGAGAUGAAGUUAUAUUUGUUUUUGGUUUUUGCUUCGCAGAUGGACGUAUAAAGCUGGAAGAGGAACUCUCAGAAGAAGAGAAUGAACUCUGUAGAACUGUCAUGGCUUACUGGGGAAACUUUGCUCGCACUGG